Messenger RNA from Hyla sarda, 4204 nucleotides. RefSeq names its product tripartite motif containing 59 (gene TRIM59). Gene Ontology annotation, biological process: positive regulation of canonical NF-kappaB signal transduction; positive regulation of macroautophagy; innate immune response. The coding region runs from base 555 to 1880 and encodes 441 amino acids. The record is from RefSeq and is a predicted model, not a curated record. Lineage: Eukaryota; Metazoa; Chordata; Amphibia; Anura; Hylidae. Gene Ontology annotation, molecular function: zinc ion binding. The transcript has 2 exons.
AUUAAGGUAAGCACAUGCCAUUAUGAAAAUAAGUCAUUUUAUUUACUUUCACCCUUUGGGGGGUACAGUCGUGAAAAAGGUUGGGAACCACUGCCCUAGUGGCAUACUAACGCUUAGAUGGCCCAUGCCCAUUCGCCAAAGUGUAGGUACGCCACUGCCUAGGUAUGAACAUUUUUAUGAGGUAUGCCAAGAUAUCAGUAUAUUGGGCAAUUACUAUAAGGUUUUCUCUAACAAUUGAGGCCAAGUGAACAGCCAGAAGCAGAGACUGCGGUAUUUCUGCAGUUCCAUAGAACUCCUUCCUUCUCCUAAUACUUUCACCACAUGUACAGACUAUGAGGCGUUCACAGCCAGUUCCCUGCCGCAUCUCCCGUAUAAAGGGCGACAUUGCGGUUGUGCAGCUCUCCCUCCCUUCCUGGUCCGUGUGCCGGGAGCGGCUUCCAGCACUUUCAAAUGUCGCCCCCGUUCCCAGGCGCCGGUCUCUGUGACUGGCGGCCCCGGGAUGAUUACUUUCGAAAAGAACGUUUACUAUUCGCCGCCUCAGGAGUUUGAAUGGAAUGCGCAUGCGCAGUGCUGCCGCUCUCUCCACACUGACGUUACAGUCCGCCCGGUUCAGUCAGCCCCGGCUGCCCGCAGUGUUACUGCCGCUGUCAGAUACUCUUCACCAAAGUUACUUCUGCGCUAAGGAAAUGGACCAUUUAGAAGAAGAAAUGACUUGCUCUGUCUGCUUGAGCAUGUAUGAUGAUCCUCGAAUUCUACAGUGUUCUCAUUCUUUUUGCAGAAAGUGCCUUGAACACUUAAUGAAGUCUUCAGAUAGCUAUUUAUGGAGAUUGUCACUGGGGAGAUUGAAAUGUCCAGCUUGCAGAGGGUUUACAGAUGUUCCCACUGGAGUUCAUUCACUGCCAGUCAACUUUGCAUUAAAGUCCAUUGUGGAAAAAUAUAAAAGUAACCAUCGAUCGAAAACCUGUGCUGAACAUAGUAGAUAUCAGCUAAACAUGUUUUGUCUUAAAGAUAGAAAAUUGAUAUGUGGCCAAUGCCUUACAGUAGGACCACAUAAAGGUCACCCUGUAGAUGACCCAGAUGUUGCUUAUGCAAAGGAGCAGCAGACAGCUUCUAUGUUACUAGCUACCCUCAGUCAUAAGAACUUCACAGGUGUGUCCUCUGUUAUCAGAUCAUUAGAGGAGCAGAUGACCAAUUGUAAAAACAUUGUACUGGAGGACAAAAAGGAGGUGGUAACGUUUUUCGACAAUUUAAUAGAAGUACUUGAGCAGAAGAAGCAAGAUUUUCUAGCUGCCCUUAAUGAUCUUAACCAACAAGUGGUAGAUGUUUUUUCUUUACAAAUAGAGGAGAUGAGGCAAAUUCAAGACGAAGAAUUGGAUCUAGUGUCUCUGAGCAGUUCUGCUCAGACAGAAGAGUCUCCACUGGUAUACCUAGAGACUAUUCAUGACAUACAGCAAAGAAUGAUAGCCUUAAAGAAGCAACAGCUUCUUCCCAUUCACCCUGUUGAGAUCUACCCCAGGGUUGGGCAAAUGAUAAAAGAUAAAUGGCUGAAGACAAAUACUGGAGAUGUUAAUCUUCUGCCCAUACCAAAGUUUGGCAUUCAUUUUCAGGAGGACCACAGAGCAAUUCCAAGCAGCCCUCAAUGCACAUGGAUAUUAGUCGUUUCUCUAUUAUUUGUCAGUCUUAUAUCAUUAUUAGUUUACUUCAACUCAGGAAUAUCAUCAGACUUUACUAUUCGAUAUUGGACAUGCCUUUCUGAAAUCAUGGGGCCAGUUCUUAAUUUUGGAGAGAGUCCUGUGACUGCAGUAAAGACCGUUUCUCACAAAUUUUCAAGCUUAUAUCUUGACUUUAUUGCCCAACUGCAUUCUUUACUUAGGCUCUAACACGUAUAUGGUAUUUCACUGCAAUAAACACUGCCAUAAAGGAUCGCCCUUAACCCUCUUUGUCAGUACACAAAUAGUACAUAACUUAGGCAUCAUAUGUUCUCACAUAUGGCUACGACAAUGAAACAAUAAAUAAUUUAUAGCUCUUAGAAUGCGAUAAAGAAAUUAUUUAAAGCUGUACUCUGGUGGCAAACUUUAUUUAUUUUUAUUUUUUUAUCAGCUGGUGCCAGAAUGUUAUACAUAUUUGUAAAUUACUUCUAUUUAAAAAGCUUAAUCGUUCCAGUACUUAAUCAGCUGCUGUAUACUACAGAGGACUUUAUUUUCUGUCUCAACACACUCUCUGCUGACACCUCUGUUCGGAAGUGUCAGGAUCUGCCCAGAGCACUAACAGUUCCACAUAGCAAACCUAUCCUGCUCUGGACAGUUCCUGACAUGGACAGAGGUGUCAGCAGAGAGCACUGUGGUUAGACAGAAAAGAACUAUACAACUUCCUCUGUAGUAUACAGUAGCUUAUAAGUACUGGAAGGAUUAAGAUUUUUAAAUAGAAGUAAUUGACAAAUCUGGUUAACUUUCUGGCACCAGUUGAUUUAAAAAAAUGUUUUGCCACCGAAGUAUCCCUUUAAGAUUGCUGUUUGGACAACAAGGCCAAAAUUGGCUUGUCACUAAGCGGUUAACCUCUUCUAGACGGGAUCACUUUUUCCCCCGCAUGAACAGACACAUUUUAAAGCUUUAAAAAUAUUUUUAUAUAUAUAUUUUUUUUUCCGGAAAACUAAGUGAAAAUGAAAAAAGAAAACUAAGUGAAAAUAAGUAGUUUUAAUGUUUUUUAAACAACUUUUUAUUAUUAAAAGUGCCGUUAUGGUUGUUUAUAUAUAGGGUUGGAGCCAGUAGCUGUUUGGCCCAUUGAUUUUUUAUUUCUUUAAAUGCAUUACGUUAUUCUUUACUUUGCGUUUACUUCAUAUUUUUUUAUUUUACAUAUUGUGUUUACAAAUUGUAUUUCCUCUGUAACUGUGGCUGACAUAUUAUCUAGCCCUUGCUGAGUUGUGUGCACAAAACUUGGGAAGGCAGGGAUGGUAAUAAACUGUCCCCACCUUCUAUCUGGAGUGAGCGGCUUUCACUGUCAACCUUCUGAAGUCAACUGCUCACCAUCUUGAUGUUUACAAAACUAUGGGUGGUCAGCAAGUGGUUAAAUCAAGUUUUUAAUUUUUUGUUAAAUAUAGGUAACACAGGUUUACACCAUUCACAAUAGGUGAUAGUCACGGCUCCCCUCCUUUCCCUUAUUCCUAAAGCACUUUUCCAUGGAAACGAUUCAGUUCCGGUUAUAGGUCCUAUGGUAAGUAUGGCUACUGUAAAGCAUUACUUAAAAUGCUGUUAAUUUUAGCUCAAGAUGGCUGUAUGUGAUGUUUUCUAUAUAUGUAGAUGUAUGUAAAAAAUGGAGCUAAGAAAAUACAUCUGGCGAAUUUAUGAGGGUCUAUGAUGAUUGCACACAAUAUGUGGUGUGGUAGUCGACACAGCUCUAUACAUAGAGAGAGCUGGGGGGCCCAAUAGUCAACCACCCCUACCCUGCGAUAAGACACUUAGCCCCUAUCCUUUGAAGAGGGGAUACAUUUUCCUAAACUGGAUUUCUCCUCUAAGGGUACGUUCACACAACCAGAUCCUCUGCGAGUUUCCCACUGCGGGUUAAAGCUGUGGCUAAUUUUCUACAGCAGAAAAUCUGCAGCAGACCCCAUUGAGUCAAUGUAAUCUGCGAAAAAUCUGCUGCAGCUUUAACUUGCAGAAGAUCUGGCCAUGUGAAUGUAGUCUAAGAGUACACUCACACGUGUGUGUUUUGCUGCAGAUUUUCUACAGAUGAUUUUACUGCUCAUUGACUUCAAUGGGUUGCAAAAUCUGCUGCGGAAAAUCUGCUGAAAAACAUUCAGCAAAAUAUUGCAUGUGCGAACAUACCCUAACACUUGCUGAUUUUUUACUGCCUCUAACAGAUCAACUGCAAGAACAUUGAAUGUAGUAUAAUUACUGUCUUUGGAAAGAUGCUGACAAUAAUCUGUAUUUUAAAUAUGCAUUUAUAAGGAUAUUAAAUUAAGGGUCAUCAAAAUGUUAGAGAACAAUUUUCAGAUACUCUGAUAUGAUGAUAAGAAUAAUAUUUAGGGUGCGUUCAAACAGCGUUAUUGCUGUCAGUUUAACGUAUGCUAACACAGCAUAAUGCUUUUUCAAUUGACUUACAUUAUAAAUAAAAAAUAAAAAAAAGGAUUUUAACAAAUACUUUUAUGUCAUAUAGUUGACUACUUUUUUGCAUACGGCAAAAUUAAACUUACCGUAACUGAAACAGU